ACUAACUAACUAUAUAACUAUACUCCAGUCCUGAAAGUCAUUCCCCUCGGCUUUCUAUCAACUCACUUCAUCUCUGUCCAAAAUUCAUCUCUAUCUCUCUUCCUCUUUUCCAUUACGCCAUGGACCACUUCAAACACAGCGCCUCCAUCGGCACUCACACCCUCAGCUACGCACUCCGCGGCCCACCCCGCCAACCCAACACCCCACUCAUCAUAAUCCUAACCGGAAUCACCAGCAGCGCUCUAGAAUGGAGCGCCGUAUGCCGUCACCUCUCCACCGACGCCUCCAUCCUUCUCUACGAGCGAUCCGGAUACGGCCGCAGCGAACCAUCCCCAAACCCACCCGACUCACUCACAAUCAUCGACGAGCUCUGCCACCUCCUUGGCUCCGCAGCUCUAUCCCCGCCAUACCUCGUCAUUGGACACUCCUGGGGUGGUAUCCUGGCACGAGAGUUCCUCGCCGCCAGACCAGACGAUAUCUGCGGCAUGGUGCUCGUAGAUCCAGUCCAGGAGCGUAUGAUGAUGGAGACGUGGCCGGAUCCUAGCAUUGCUGCUGUUACCGAUGGGUUGGAUUACAUGGAUGUUGUUGGGUUGAUGCGCGAUCGUGUGUUGACUGAUGAAGAAUGGGGAGAUUUGAUGGCGGAGGAGCAGAGUGAAGGGCAUGCGAAACAGGCGGCGCGAGAACUGCCGUUUCUGCAGAUCAGUCGGGGAGUUCUGGCAAAGAAGGGGCAACUUGUUCCUGGGAGAAAUCUCUUGAGGGGAAAGCCGUUGAGUGUAUUAGGAGGGAAUUCGAAGAGGGACCAUGAGUUGUUGUAUGAGGCUGGUGUGGCGAGGGGGGGAGGUACGGCUGCGCAGCGGGAGAGGUUCAGGGAGUAUCUGACAAAGUGGGAGAGGUGUGAGGAGGAGUUCCAUCGAGAAUUGUUGAAUUUGUCGAGCGUUGCGCGUUAUUCGGUGACGAGGCGGAGUGGGCAUAAUAUUCAACUGACGGAGCCGGAGUUGAUAGCGGAUGAGGUUCGUUGGGUGUUGGAGAUGAUCCAGAGAUGAUGUGUGUGAAGAGACGCGUAUGGUUCCUUUUCAGGAGACCUUGCUGUUAUAAAUAAAGCUUGUCAAGUUAUGGGCGGUUAGCUGUAUGUGACCCUUGGCUGAAUGCAUGGUCUCUUCCGCGAAGACGAUAAUAAUUUCACUCACUC
Aspergillus welwitschiae is the source of this 1189-nucleotide messenger RNA. Its product is annotated as alpha/beta fold hydrolase. Bases 120 to 1043 code for a protein of 307 amino acids. Lineage: Eukaryota; Fungi; Ascomycota; Eurotiomycetes; Eurotiales; Aspergillaceae. The transcript has a single exon. The record is from RefSeq and is a predicted model, not a curated record.